Molecule: messenger RNA, 597 nt
Organism: Arxiozyma heterogenica
Lineage: Eukaryota; Fungi; Ascomycota; Saccharomycetes; Saccharomycetales; Saccharomycetaceae
Gene: ARL3
Product: Arf family GTPase ARL3
Exons: 1
Coding region: 1-597 (198 amino acids)
Biological process (GO): protein localization to Golgi apparatus; intracellular protein transport; Golgi to plasma membrane protein transport
Cellular component (GO): Golgi apparatus
Molecular function (GO): GTP binding; GTPase activity
Source: RefSeq, a predicted model, not a curated record
AUGUUUCAUCUAUUCCAAGGUUUAUAUAACAAUUGGAACAAAAAAGAACAGUACUCAAUACUUAUCCUAGGCUUAGAUAACGCAGGCAAGACAACAUUCCUUGAAACCUUAAAAAGACUAUACAAACUAUCUUCAAAGGAACUAGAUAAGAUUGUCCCCACGGUAGGACAAAAUGUCGCCACAAUACUUACCGAACAGAAGAUCCAACUGAAAUUUUGGGAUGUUGGCGGUCAAGAAUCCUUGAGAUCCAUGUGGUCGGAAUACUAUUCUCAAUGCCAUGCUAUUAUCUUUGUGGUGGACAGUACAGAUAGAUCCAGGAUAGAUGAGUGGAAACACACUUUGACUUCCAUAAUGAUGAAUGACGAAAUUGAAGGGGUACCUGUCCUCAUGCUUGCAAAUAAACAAGAUAAACAAGAUAGAAUGGAGAUUCAAGAUAUAAAAGAAAUAUUCAACCAGAUUGCUGAGCAUUUAAGUGCACGAGAUUCCCGUGUAUUGCCCGUUAGUGCCUUAACUGGUGAUGGUAUCUUGGAUUCAAUGACUUGGUUGAUACUCAGAUUACAAAGAAAUAAAAAAUUAAGACCACCAGUUUACAAAUAA